Molecule: messenger RNA, 1863 nt
Organism: Pomacea canaliculata
Lineage: Eukaryota; Metazoa; Mollusca; Gastropoda; Architaenioglossa; Ampullariidae
Exons: 6
Coding region: 177-1694 (505 amino acids)
Source: RefSeq, a predicted model, not a curated record
CCAAACUGAACAUCAAUAAGUCAGUUAGGGUCUUCAAGUGGUUUACACGUGUCACUGUUGUGAGCUCACGUGCCUUUGAAAUACAGCGCCCCGCUCUGGUCCUGACGCAGUUGCCGUCCUUGGUCUGGUUGACUCCUGUGACCACCACCGUGGACACGCACCGUGCAGGGCAGCGGAUGGACCAUGAAUCUGUCCACAGGCCUCUGAGAGUCUACUCCAUGCUGACAUGUCUUCUGGGCCUCAUCACUUUAACCGUUCUUCACAUUCUCUUCCUCAUCGUCUCCCCUUCCGUCUACCGAAUAAUGUCCUCGGGCCUGAGAACAGUUGGGCCAGGACACAAGGUGGGUGUGAGGUCCGCAAGUUCCUAUUUAGUAACAUUUCUUGGAAACGGGAACACAGAUGACCCGUCCUCCCAUUCCUCCCACCCGGAUCCAGGGAACACGAACAGCAACAGUUCUGACAAUUCAAACAUAGGAGAUCAUCCGGUGGCAAAUUUUGGAUUCGAUGACUUUGAAGAUGCAGAGGAGGACAACACCGAUGUCAAAUCGCUAUCUCCAUACGAGGACAACAACGACGCGGACGUUUUAGUCUCGUCGACGAACGUGUCAACGAACGCUGACCAUUCAGACGCCGUUAGGCCCCGAUGGAUCCAAAGAAGAAGACAACAACAUCGACAGGUCACUGCCAGGUGUCAUUGCAACGCAGCUGCACGACAGCGGAGGACCGAAGGCGUGGGCAAGACGUUUGGCGGAGCAGGCACCAACGCCAAAGUCCCGGGGCUGGAGGUGCACGUGCUGAGCGCAGUGACGGCUGUCGAGAAGAGGACUGGGGAACAUGCGGGAGGCAAAGGCAGCAGACAUACUGUCUUCCUCACCACGUGGACUGACGAGAUACCGGCAAAACAAGGACAUCAAGGUACAGUUCGUCUGCUGUAUUCCGGACUCGGAAGCGCUGGACGGUCACCUCUGACAUCGUCACCAGCCGUUGCCGUCACGUACGUGUUAAGAACGGCCUUAGGGAAGGAGGCCGUUCAGGUAAACCUGACGUACACGGAGUACCAAUGUCACGUGACCACUAAACACGGAGUGAGGCGACUGGCGUUCGGGUACAAGAACUGCACGGCAGAAGUCAGUCCUUUUCUUCCCAUCGAGUUUGUCACAUCAACCGACAACGACAUGAACGAUGGGAUGCCCAGCGUUGCCAUAUGCCUCCCGGCCUUGUACGGAGAUGUCCCUCUCAUAGAACUGGUGGAGUGGAUAGAACUCCAUCGACUGGUAGGAGUAACACGAAUCCACGUGUACUACUUUGACGUCACUGAGAGGACCGUUAACGUUCUGCGUCACUAUGAGAAGGAGGGUCUGGUGACGUUUCGCUCCUUUUCGCUGGCAAGAAGAGCAGGUGACCCACCCCGGGGGUUUGUCCGCCCUCGAGUGUACGAUGAACAAGCCUGGAUGGAUGCUUGGAUCAACCUCAACGACUGCCGUCGUCGACUGGCCACCUUCACAUUCGUUCUUGUCCUUGACUACGACGAACUCCUUGUUCCCACAUCGCCACAUAACACACUCAGGGAGGUAUUCAAGGUGAGGGACUACAAAUGCUAUUAUGAUCAGAAAACAAAUUGGGGAAAGAGAGUGCUUAUGUCUGAAAUGCUAACUCCUCUGAUGUCUUCUUGUGUCUUUAUUUUGAACUUUUGAUUUUUGUAUUUUCUGUGACCUGCUCUCCUUCUGAUCUGUUCCAUUCUUCAGGCUGCUCUGGCAAAGUUUCCAGACGCCGCCUAUUUCGUCAGCCACUCUCACAUCCACCUGACAGACUGGGGUCGCACCUACAACGACACCGACCUCUUCUUCCUGACUCACCUGCAGA